AUGGCCGCUCAAAGCGAAACAAACGUUCACUCGAACGAGAGUGCUCAAUCUGCCAACACAACGCCCACGGCCAGUGUAUGCGGGAAUGAUCCAGAGAAGGGAGCAGAGCCCGAAAAGGCUGCGGAAAAAUCACUUGCCAAUGGCCCGGCGCCUGCAACACCGGUAAUCGGACCACCACCAGAUGGAGGUGCGCAAGCAUGGCUCGUUGUGCUAGGAGCUUUCUCCGGGCUAUUCGUGAGCUUCGGCUGGAUCAACUGCAUCGGAGUCUUCCAAACAUACUAUGAAAGUCACCAACUGAGCACCUAUUCCACCAGCACAGUAACAUGGAUCACAUCCCUCGAGACCUUCGUCAUGUUCUUCUGCGGUCCAAUCUUCGGCACACUCUUCGACAGCUAUGGUCCACGCAACAUCCUCCUCCUCGGCACCUUCCUCCACGUCUUCGGUCUCAUGAUGGCCUCCCUCUCAACAGAGUACUACCAAUUCAUUCUUGCGCAAGGAAUCUGCAGCCCCAUCGGCGCAAGCGCCAUCUUCAACGCCUCCGUCAACUCCGUCAGCACCUGGUUUGCCCAGCGCCGCGCCUUCGCCCUCGGCAUCACUGCCUCCGGAUCAAGUCUCGGUGGUGUCAUCUUCCCCAUCAUGGUCACCCAGCUGAUUCCUAAAGUCGGGUUUCCCUGGGCGAUGCGUAUUUGCGCAUUCCUGAUUCUCUUCAUGCUGGGUAUUGCCAAUGCGACUCUCAGGUCGAGAUUGCCGCAUCGGCCUAAGCAAUUUGAUAUUCUGGGUUUUGUGCGGCCGUUGGCUGAGUUGAAGUUUGCAUUGACGGUCGCGGGUGCCUUCUGUUUCUUCUGGGGUAUGUUCUUGCCGUUCACUUUUGUGAUCACCCAGGCGGAACGGUAUGGCAUGUCUGAGAGAAUGGCGGGGUAUCUGAUUCCCAUUUUGAAUGCUGCCAGGUAUGUAUUGUCCUUCGGAUUUCGGUUCUCUUCUAACGUGUUUUUCAGUAUCUUCGGACGUACCUUGCCCGGUUACCUGGCCGACAAAGUCGGUCGCUACAACACGAUGGUCGUCACGACGUUCUUCUCUGCGAUUCUCGUGUUGGCGCUGUGGCUGCCUGCCCGCGGCAAUAUUCCGGCCAUCAUUUUCAGUGCCUUGUACGGAUUUGGAUCCGGGGCCUUUGUUUCCUUGGCGCCGGCGUGUGUGGCGCAGAUCUCGGAUCUGCGACAGGUGGGUGUUCGCAAUGGCACGUUCUUUGCGGUGAUUUCCUUUGCGGCGUUGACGGGUACGCCGAUUGGGGGUGCGUUGGUGCCGGAUGUGCUGCAUGGGGAUUAUACUCAUUUGCAGAUCUUCUGUGGUGUUGUGGUGAUCACGGGAGCGUGUUUGUUUGUUUUGGCUCGGGGGGUUAUUGGGGGGUUCAAGUUGCAGAAGGUAUAA
Molecule: messenger RNA, 1425 nt
Organism: Penicillium olsonii
Lineage: Eukaryota; Fungi; Ascomycota; Eurotiomycetes; Eurotiales; Aspergillaceae
Source: the annotation of a GenBank genome assembly